Messenger RNA from Drosophila erecta, 237 nucleotides. RefSeq lists its product as uncharacterized. Gene Ontology annotation, molecular function: serine-type endopeptidase inhibitor activity. The transcript is spliced from 2 exons. The coding region runs from base 1 to 237 and encodes 78 amino acids. Lineage: Eukaryota; Metazoa; Arthropoda; Insecta; Diptera; Drosophilidae. The record is from RefSeq and is a predicted model, not a curated record.
AUGUAUCUUUUUAUGCUCUCACUCGCAUGGUGGCUUGUGCAUAUCCUGGCCCUUAAGGAUCCCGUUUGCGGCCUGAUGCCAAGGGUCAAUAAAUGUGUAGUGCUGGGAAAAGAACCUCCAGUGUUUUACGGUUACAAUGAAAGACGCAAUGAGUGUUACAGAAUCAAAGAUCCCUGUCAACAAUUUUUCAGAAGAUUCGCAACGAAAUUGAUCUGCGUGCAGUUAUGCAAGAAGUAA